Stegastes partitus (bicolor damselfish) is the source of this 5085-nucleotide messenger RNA. It is a transcript of the gene tcf4, whose product is annotated as transcription factor 4. Gene Ontology annotation, biological process: regulation of transcription by RNA polymerase II. The transcript is spliced from 9 exons. NCBI's taxonomy places the organism in Eukaryota, Metazoa, Chordata, Actinopteri, Pomacentridae. The record is from RefSeq and is a predicted model, not a curated record. The annotation marks the transcript as partial. Gene Ontology annotation, cellular component: transcription regulator complex; chromatin. Gene Ontology annotation, molecular function: protein dimerization activity; DNA-binding transcription factor activity, RNA polymerase II-specific; RNA polymerase II cis-regulatory region sequence-specific DNA binding.
CUAACCGAGCGCAGAGCGGAGCAGCCAGCAGCUCCCAGACAGGAGACGCCUUAGGGAAAGCACUCGCAUCGAUCUACUCUCCGGACCACACGAACAACAGCUUCUCGUCCAAUCCGUCCACCCCAGUCGGCUCGCCGCCUUCCCUCACAGCUGCAAGUUCAGCCGUCUGGUCGAGGAACGGCGGACAGGGAGCGUCGUCGCCGAACUACGAGGCCCCGCUGCACUCUCUGCAAAGUCGUAUCGAGGACCGCCUGGAGCGUUUGGACGAUGCCAUCCACGUACUGCGGAGCCACGCGGUGGGACCGUCGACGGGUAUGACCAGCGGCCACGGCGACAUGCACAGCCUCAUCGGGGCGGCACAUACGCACAACGGCGCCAUGGGAGCUCUGAGCAGCGGCUACGGGACGGGCCUGCUAUCGGCCAACAGACACUCCCUCAUGGUGGGCUCGCACAGAGAAGACGGCGGCGGCGGCGGCGGCGGCAGCGUGGGCGGCCUGCGCGGAGGACACUCGAUGGCGGGUCAGGUGUCGGUGCCUCAGCUGCCGGUCCAGUCGGCCACCUCGCCGGACCUCAGCCAGCCCGACCCGUACCGCGCCCUGUCCGGAGGCCUUCAGGGCCAGAGCACCUCCUCCGUCAGCUCGGAGAUCAAGUCCGAGGACGAGGGCGACGAGAACCUGCUGGACUCGAAGCCGCUGGACCCCAAGAAGGAGGACCCCGACAGCAAGGAGCUAAAAGCUAUUGAGAGGUCAAGAUCUAGCAACAACGACGACGAGGACUUGUCUCCGGAGCAGAAGAUGGAGCGCGAGCGGGAGCGGAGGAUGGCCAACAACGCCCGGGAGCGCCUGCGCGUCCGCGACAUCAACGAGGCGUUCAAGGAGCUCGGCAGGAUGGUGCAGCUGCACCUGAAGAGCGACAAACCUCAGACCAAGCUGCUGAUCCUGCACCAGGCCGUGGCCGUCAUCCUCAGUCUGGAGCAGCAAGUCCGAGAGCGAAACCUGAACCCGAAGGCGGCCUGCCUGAAGCGCCGCGAGGAGGAGAAGGUCACCGUGACGUCGGACGGGACUCCCCUCUCGCUGGCCGCCGCCCACCACGCCGCCGCCGCCAUGGGCGACGGGCCCAACCCCAUGGGACAAAUGUCCAAGGUGCCAGAGUUCAUCAAGAUGAUGAGCGACCACUUCCUCUGACGGCGUUUCCGUGACAACCUGGCAAUCGAUCAAACCCGACGUCGCCUCAGCCCGACCAAUCAGUAUCUCUGGAACUUCGGCCUGACCAAUCAGAUCAGCCUCUUUCUCUCUCCUCUCGUCUGUUCGUCUCGGAUCCUCCUCUUCGCCAUCGUCUCCUUUUUCCGUCGAGAACACGAACUGCAGAGUCGCAUUAGUCGCUUUCGUCGCUUUGCGUCCGCAGCUGAAGUGAACUGGAUGCUUCUUUGUGGAGACGCUAAAACGGCCGCCGCGACGUCGCUGCUACGGGGUGGCGGCUUUUGGCACAAAGUGACAGCAAUGGACACAAGUGUUUGGAAUCACAUCAUCCAAGAAAUUCUUCUUGUACUACAUGUUUUAUCAGCAUUCCCAGUUUUAAAGAACAAAAGGGUUCUAUAUAAAUAUAUAUAGUAUAUAUAUAUAUAGAUAUAUGAGAAAAAAAUGACAAAAAAAAACUUGUCUAAAAAGUGCAACUGGACACGGGCAGCGAGCAAGGGAAGGGAUUGGGGAGGGAUGUUCAGAAUGGAACAAAACAUAUCACAAAGUGUUUAAAGAGAUUUUUUUUUUUUUCUAAAAAAAAAAACAAAAAAAAAGCAACAUCGCGCAGCUGCUGUUGUUGAACGCAGCUCCAGCGCGUCUCUGACUGAAUGGCAAUCUAACGCCACACUGUGGAUGAAGCUGUGCCUGAUCUCCUCUUGGAUGCAAACCAGUCAGAUAGAUACACACGGAGAACGCAACGCAAAACGAAACUAAAACAGGAAAAAUUCCGGGAAGGCCGCACACCCAGACGUCCCCUUAGACACAUUUUCAAAGUUUAAACGAAGGCGAGAUUAGGAAGUAAAAUCUGUGCUCGGGUUGCAGAGUAAAAACAAAUGCUUGACUAUCAUAGAGGUCCAGGAAGAAGCAGGGCUAAACACGAAAGGGUAACUUGUUCUUUCCUUUCUAAUGCAUUCCCUCCGAAAGUGCAAAUAUUUAGGUUGCCUGUGUCAAGCAGUGUUUCUGUAUGUUGCUUCUUGCCGGUAACCACAUUGACUUUCUUGUACAAAUCUUUGAAUAGAGAGAAAAAAAACCCUGGACAUUCGUACCCAAAUGACCCGUGUGUAUCUACUGGGAGGAAGAAAGUACUUUGAGAAUCAAUCAUUGAAUCAAUUUAAUCAUUCAAUCAGCGAGCGACUCCAGAGGGACUGGGGUGUUUAGGUUGUCGACCAAUCACAGUAGAAACACAUGAAGGAAGAAUGAUGCAGUAAUGAAAAAGUGUACUUCUAAACGCGGCAGGAAGGGAAGGCUUUUCUAACAUCUUGUCGUAGGGUUUGCGGUGCAGAACGAGCUCUAGCGAACAUCCUGAAUCAGAGACCUUUGUUGGAUGUUCAAUAGCGAGAGCAGUUUGGACCGCGACGGAAAAUUGAAGGAUUUGCCGGGCAGAUGGUUGAGAGGACGGACAGAUGACAGGAAUCGGUUGACGAGUGGAUUAGAGCCGGACUGAGCACUGAAGUGAAUUCUUUUUCCAUGUUUAGCACAUUCCCUGAAUCGUUGAAUUGGGUGCUCCCGUUGUCCCGGACGCCUCCUGGGGGGGGAGCCAUGUGGGAUUAAGCCGGGUCAAUAUCACAAGGAACCGGAGCUCGAGAGAGAGAGAGAGAGAAUCCAGAGGUCUAAAUGAAGACGACACUAUUGGGGGAAGCAAGGGAACAAUCAUCGGGGCGAGGGGUGUAUCAUUCUCUUCUGGGGGGCAAGCAGAAGUAGUCAAAGCAUUCCUGUGUUGGAUUCAUUAGAUUUCCUCAUUUCCUGGUUUGGUGUCUGGCUGAUGACCACCCGAAGCCUCUAACUCCAACCUCAGACCUCUCCUCAUUCUACCAUCACUGGGAGUCGGGGGCUUCCCGAUUGACACUACUUGCUUUCUUGGACGAACUCUUAAGUCUUUGUUGAGGUGUCUGUUUGCUGGAACGGCGUCUUAUCGAGGAUGUUGCGGCGAUGAAGGGGCAUCAUUUCCAACAGCUUUUGUUUUUUUUUUUUAGUGCAGUGCAGGAAUCUGAUCAGGAAUCUUCCCAGUUGCGUUCUUCUUAGCGGAGAGGACCAUCUGGACAUAUUGGACCAAGCAAAACCACACACCAGUAGUGAACAGGAGCGCAGAGGCAUGUUAGCAAAAAAAGUCGUCGCUUCACAUGCCACGGCUGUUUUAGCGUUCGGUAGCUAAACGAGUCGGAUUAGCGGUUAAAUGAAAGCACAGCUGGUGCUUUUGUGCCAGAGGACCAAACGUAAGCAGACCCAGACUGCCUGAAGGUUUUGGAGGUUCCAUUUUUGGCCUCAGCAUGCACUAACAGUAGCUCCGGGCCGGGAAUCAAACUGAGGCAUCCAGCAAACAGACACACCUGCUUUGUUUUAGGCCCAGUGUACACGCAAAUUCGGAAUAAUUGUCAAAAAUGUAGGACUGUAUAUAAAAGAUGGACGAUGCAACCAUGAAAUCACCCAAUGGUUUGUAGACCAUAAUUUGUAAUUUGACCAUUGCCACCUAGGUCUUUUGAAACUAGACGUAAUAAGCAAGGGUUGAUUCCAACUGAAAACCCGAUGCAUGGUGCACCCAACCCUAAAAUACACCCUAAGUUAUCGAAUUUAGUCUAUAAACCACCAUAAUUAGUAAAAUCUGCACAAAAAGCCCAAAACUACCAACUGAGACCAUAAACUCAUGAGGAAAAUGUUUACCGAGGUGGCAAAUCAAGUAAGAAGUGGGGUUAUCUUCUCAUAGAUUUCUAUACAAUUGGAUUCCUUUUUGCAUCUAGACGAGUCGCCCCCUGCUGGUCGUUAGACAGAUUGCAGGCACUUCUGUCUUUUAUGUACAGUCUAUGAUUUCAAUCAGUACUUCAUAACCAGUUGAGUCCUGUAUGACCCGGAUUCUUGGGGAGCUGUUUUGUAAACAUCAGCACCUAUUUGGAAACAACAGGAUCAAGUCGAGGCAUGAGUCAGAGAGAUAAAAAUAAAAUCAGGAAGAAAACUUCAGUAUUUGUUGGGUUUCCAAGAACAGCCAAGCUCGUUGGAAGAUCUGGAAGAACAUUCUGUGUCAAUCUGGAAGUCCCCGUUCACCACCAGUUUGAAGCCCUCUCGGUCCAGUUUAGCCCCCAGUCCCAGUGCUCUGCCGACCCUCGCCUUACGAGCCCUGAACCGGAGCCCCAGCCCCUGUCCCCGGUCUCUCGCCCCACCCAAGCGGUCCCACAGAUGCAAUUUGAACAUUCAACACUUCUACCAACGUGCCUUUUUAGAGUUCAUAUCAUUCGAGUUGCCAGAGGAGGACAUUUACCUGGUCUUUUAAUAGGAUGCAAGCUUAGGGAAACCUGUUCUUAGUCGUUAGGUUCUAUGCAGUCAGGUUUUUUACCAGACCUGGGAAUUUAAAAAAAGCUAAAAAGGAAAAAAAAGUAUUUUUUGGAUAAAAAAAACGAAACUGUAUUUAAUGUACUGUACGCUUAUAUGUAAGUAGACAGCGUGUUCUGGCUUCGAGCCGAUGGGACAGACGCUUGAUUUAGCAAAACUAGCCCCCGUCCCAGUCCUCCCAGUCCCCCCAAAGUCCUCCAGAACCCCCAGACCCACUUUCCUGUUCCAAGCCCCGACCCUGUUUCCAUGGUGAACAACGCGUCUCUUCUUGUAUUAUAGCUUAUCAGCUUUUUAUCAAUAUUUGAUCGGCUUGUCCGUAAGCCAAUGUAGUCUUCAGUACAAAGUGUGUGGUCGUAUGUUGUAAAACCGAUUUUCUUUCUUUUUUCUUUUCUUUGUUUUUAUUCUUCUCUCUCUCUUUCUCUUUCUCUCUCCUUCUCGCUGUCUUUUAUAAGAAGAAUCUUUUCUCUGAUUACUUUUUUUUGUCUGUUCUGGUUUACAUGUCUAUUACAGAAAAUGUAAAAAAAAA